CCUCUUUUCUUAUAUAUCUAAUCUAACCAUCAAUUCGUGUCAAUGAAAGCGAUCUUCAACCUUUUUUUGUAACCCUUUAAAACCCCGUUUGGCUUUUUACCCAUUCCUCAAUUCCCCCCAAGAAAACCCCAUCUUUAAUUCGAUUGAUAUUAUGUUCUUAUUUUCUGAAAGAAAGAGGGAGAAAAUUUAAGAGGCUAUAAAUUCUAGUUGGUGAACGUAGGUUUCCCUUAGCUACUAAGAUUUCUGUUCUUUUCCCUGUAUAUUCCAAAUCCCUGAUCAAUCAAUUUCCCAAAAACAACAAACAAUCCAACUUUUUUCGUAAGGGGUCUAGCUAAACAUGGAAUUUUACUCUUACCCAUCUUCCCAAACAAUGGCUUCUUCUUCAUCAAUUUUGUAUAAUCUGGGUGAAAAAAUUCGUGGAACCCUUAGUUUUGCUCUUUCUGUUACUCUUGGAAGUCUUUUCUCUGCCUUCUUCACGUUUUGCUUUGCAUUAGUUGGGACACUGUUGGGAGCCAUGACUGGGGCAUUGAUAGGGCAAGAAACAGAGAGUGGGUUUGUAAGAGGAGCCGCCAUUGGAGCUAUUUCUGGUGCUGUUUUCUCAAUUGAGGUUUUUGAAUCAUCAGUUGUUCUUUGGAGAUCAGAUGAAUCUGGAAUUGGCUGUCUUCUUUACCUGAUUGAUGUGAUCGCGAGCCUGUUGAGUGGUAGGCUUGUUCGUGAACGAAUCGGUCCAGCAAUGCUUAGUGCAGUACAAAGUCAGAUGGGUGCCGUUGAAACAAACUUCGAGGAAGUUACGAAUAUAUUUGACAUAGGCGGGGUGAAGGGUUUACCGGGGGAUUUAGUAGACAAGAUACCAAAGAUCAAAAUCACAAACACAAACAAUAUCGAUGAUUCAGGGGAACGAGUCUCCUGUUCUGUAUGCCUUCAGGAUUUCCAAAUCGGAGAAAUAGUUCGAAGUCUACCUCAAUGUCACCACAUGUUUCAUCUUCCCUGCAUCGAUAAGUGGCUGAUGAGGCACGGUUCCUGCCCGUUGUGCAGAAGGGAUCUGUAAUGUAUUCAACUCUUGUGCUAUUUUUGACCUUCUUAACUUACUCUUACUACUUUUUUCUUAUCUUUUUGGUUGAGAUGCUGUUUUUUGUUCAUUAAUAUACUCAUAAAACAGCCUCAGAUAGAGAUUAGUUAUAUAUAUAGCUCUUAUGCCUUUGUUUAUGGCAUUGUUGUAUUUGAAUGGAUGAUCAUGUACAAAAAUUUUGAGAGUUGAUUAUGCUCUUCUUUUUCACUUUUUGAUUUGAUCCGAACUUUGACCUUGAGAUUUUUCAUUAUUACUGCUC
Molecule: messenger RNA, 1328 nt
Organism: Amaranthus tricolor (Joseph's coat)
Lineage: Eukaryota; Viridiplantae; Streptophyta; Magnoliopsida; Caryophyllales; Amaranthaceae
Product: NEP1-interacting protein 1-like
Exons: 5
Coding region: 338-1048 (236 amino acids)
Source: RefSeq, a predicted model, not a curated record